AUGGCGGCCCAGGGCGGGCGGGAGCUGGGGCGGUUGCCAGGCAGCGCAAACGGCAGUGGCGACGCGGCGGCGGCGGCCACCGCCGAGCUCAAGGGCAUCCAAUUCCGUGCCGUCACCGCCUUCAACCGCCUGCGCGAUGAUGUGGGGCGGCUGGGCACGGCAGCCGACACGCCAGACCUGCGCCGGCGCAUCGCAGAGAGCGGCCAGAAGUUUAAGGGGCUCGCCCAGGAGUUUCGGCAAAAAGUGGCGGCGCACCCGGCCCGUGACAGCAGCGCAGCCCAGAAGCUGCUCCGCGACUUCCAGAGCUUGCUGAAGAGCUCCGAGCGGCUGAUGGAGACGGCCAAGGCCAAGGAGGCAGCCAGCCUGCCGCGGCAGCCGGCCGGGGCAGGCGGCGUUGCGGCGGCGGCGGCGGCGGCGGCGCAGCAGCAGGAGGUGUUGGCAGGGAGCCGCGAGGCGGUGGAGCGGCAGGCGCUGCUGGAGGCGCAGCGCAAGCAGGAGCUGCUGAGCAUUGAGAACCGGCUGCAGUUCAACGAGGCGGUGAUUGAGGAGCGGGACCAGGCCAUCACGCAGAUCGCGGGCCAGAUUGGCGAGGUGCACCAGAUCUUCCAGGACCUGGCUGUGCUGGUGAACGACCAGGGGGAGCAGCUGGAGGACAUUGAGGCCAACAUCACGCGGGCGGGGGAGCGCGCUGCCGACGCCACGGUCCAGAUUGCGCGCGCGGAGCGCAGCCAGCGCGCUGCCCGCUCCAAGUGGUGCUUCCUGCUGGCCAUCACAGCCGUGGUGCUCUUCAUCCUCAUCCUCAUCAUCCUGGCGUGAGACCUGCUGCUGUACCGACAGCUGUACCGCUGCCAUGCGGACACCAGACCCCUGUAGCAUUAUCACACCACCUGCACCGCGCAUGCCUCCACCCCUGUUCCUGCAAUACCUACCAAUGAACCUUGCCUCUGCUGCUCGUUGCACCGACCGUGCACCUCUCCUGCUC
Messenger RNA from Chlorella variabilis, 982 nucleotides. RefSeq lists its product as hypothetical. NCBI's taxonomy places the organism in Eukaryota, Viridiplantae, Chlorophyta, Trebouxiophyceae, Chlorellales, Chlorellaceae. Gene Ontology annotation, biological process: vesicle fusion; intracellular protein transport; vesicle-mediated transport. Gene Ontology annotation, cellular component: endomembrane system; membrane; SNARE complex. Gene Ontology annotation, molecular function: SNAP receptor activity; SNARE binding. The transcript has 3 exons. The coding region runs from base 1 to 816 and encodes 271 amino acids. The record is from RefSeq and is a predicted model, not a curated record.